This is a messenger RNA of Vitrella brassicaformis, 3087 nucleotides long. Lineage: Eukaryota; Vitrellaceae. The record is from the annotation of a GenBank genome assembly.
GCCCGGCCAAGGCCACCGCAGUGUUGUCAAGGGCGUCUAGGCUACCUGUCAGGCUUGACCACCGGACUUUUGUAGGCUCUCAAACACCAGAGAUCCGCUCCCCCUCUUGGAUCGUCGUGCUCUGGGGCCGGAGAACAACGACAGGCGUAGAAUGGCCACGACAGCUGCUUUCUUGUUGGUGGUGGUCUUGGCCGCUGGGGCCUACGCAAAAGAUGCCACAUCGAACCAGGGGGCUUCAUUGAGAGGCCUCAAAGUGCCAGAAGGUGAGGAGCGUCUGGCAAGCCAUCCAUAUGUCGCCCAUCGGCGCCACCCCAUCUGUUUUCUCUUUCUCCUUCCCAUCCGUCAGGUUGCUACACCCCGGGCAAGGACUACGCGGGGUCCGAUGUGGUGAACUGGAAGGACAUCAGCUCCGCCGAGCACUGCCAGUCCAAGUGCCAGGCACACGCCAAGUGCGCCGUCUUCAACUACCGCGACAACGAGAAGGAGUGCUGGCUCAAGUCCGAGAAGGCCCUCGAGGGCAAACCGAAAGACGACCCGAGGGCCCUCACUGGGCCAAAGACAUGCUUCCCCGGUAUGCAUGCCGGAAUCUUAUGAGAGGGGGAAUGAAUGCCCCCUUGGGUUUUUCUUCUCUGUGUCGGUGUGUGUCUCGUUCGUUCAUGGUGUGGCUGGCUGCCAGAGUGUUAUGAGGAGGGCGUUCAGUUCGAGAGCAAGCUCGUGCUCAGGGUGCGUAACGUGCUGACAGCCGAGGCGUGCCAGCACCUGUGUCAGGGGAACAAGGAGUGCAACGCCUUCACCUUCGUCCCGCUGCAGAUGCGAUGCAAGCUGCACCGGUCGAAACAGAAGAAGACAAAGCAGACUGGGGAUGCGCUGACUAUCUCUGGACCGAAACAGUGCAAAGGAGGUACGGAUAUAUAAGGCAACGCAACCGGGGCAGACUAGACUGUGCCGUAGAUAGAAGAGGGAGGGAGGGAGACAUGGCAUGAGUGUUGCUCUGCUACGGUUCAUGUGUCACUGUCACUGGUGCAUGAAUGGAAUGCCUGUUGUGUGGUCAGCUCCGCCCAUGCCUGACGCCCCGGACGCCCCGGACACUCCUGGUGCUCCGAACCCGGGCGGCCAGGAGAAGUUCCAGCUUACCACUAAGGACUCUUUCAUCAAAUUCGGCAAGUCGCAAGAAGGUAUGUGUGCCUAGUUGUCCACUUGUGCCCACGAAUGAUACGAACUCAUAUAUCUUCUCUGUGUCCCUCUCUCCACAUAUGUGCGUAUCCAGGCACUCUUCGUGCGUUGGCAGACAGCCGUAAGCUCUACAUCGGCUCGGCCAUCAACACGGCCAACAUGAACGACCAAAAAUACCUCCGCACCCUCGCUGAGCAGUACAACAUGGCCGUCGCCGAGUGGGAAUGCAAAAUGUCAGAAAUGGCGCCAAGCAACGGCAACAACAUCAACUGGGGCCUCUGCGAUAAGUCAGUACGAUGGAUGGCUAAGGAAGAAAGGAACGACCCAUCCAUCUGCAUGUCUCUGUGUGUCGGCGUGUCUCAAUAGGAUAGCUGAUUUCUGCGAAGCCAGUCGUAUGGGGUUCCGCUACCACGCCCUGGCCUGGUACUAUUCCAUCCCGGGCUGGUUCAAGGGACUCAGCCCUAACGACAAGAAAACUGCCCUCAAGACCUUCACCGACAAGGUGGUCGACCACUACGUUGACAAGGCCCUCUGGUGGGAUGUCGCCAACGAAGGUGAGACAGGGACGGAGGGAGAGGGCGUCCAGGCAGACACAGUGCAGAGGCAUGUUGCUGAUGUUGGUGUGUGCACUCAGCUCUGAACGACAACCAGCCUGACGGUGGCAAGACCCCCAAGUACCGCGAAGACGGUGCCCUGUACCCCGCCAUCCCCGACUGGGUGUCGUAUUCCUUCCACCUCGCCCACAAGGCCCUGUCGGCCAAGGGCAAGCCAUUCAAGCUCUACUACAACGACUACGGCGUCGCCUCGAUGGUACGCACUCACGACACACCGAGAGACACAUGCGAGCACCAUUCCCUCCAUGUCUCUGGUCUGGUGGUUUGCCCAGGAUGGUUGGUCGAGCGGCAAGUCCAACGCCAUGUUCAACAUGGUCAAGGGUCUGGCCAAGGACAACUCCAUCGACGGCGUGGGAUUCCAGCUGCACAUCAACACCUACUACGACCUGGUCCCCGGUGUGCGCAAGAACAUCCAGCGAUACGGCGAGCUCGGCCUGGAAGUCCAGUUCACCGAGCUGGACGUGGGCUGCGGUGAGUGGCAGGCCCCCACUGGCGAAAUGGUGGGCGGCGACAAAUGGGUCCCAUGCCCCGACUGGGACAACGGACAGGCUGCACGCCAGGUAGGUGGGGAGGGAGAGCGUGGAGCAGGCAGGCCACGGACGCAUUUCUCACCUUACAGGUAGAUGUAUCCCUUGUCAUUGCAGGCUGAGGUGUAUUCAAGGCUGAUGGCAGUGUGCCUGGAAGAGCCCAACUGCACCGCCUUCGUCAUGUGGGGCGUCUCCGACAAGAACACGUGGCUCAAGAACUCCCGCCCACUCCUCUACGACGAGAACUACGCGCAGAAGCCCGCCUGGUGGGCUGUGCACGACAUGAUGAAGAGCUACGGCAAGUAAACCCAGUCUCACCACACCAACUGCCUGCCUGUCUGCCUGAGGGGCCGGCGGGUGGGCCGUCUUUGAUUAUUGUGAUUUUGGGGAAGGGGGCGGCCUGGGUUUGGUUUAAUUGCAUGGAUUGGUUUGCUGGAUCGAUCUGCCCUAGAAGUAGGAACAUAUAGCGCCCGAUUUUCCCCAGCUGGACCGCGCUAUAUCCUGACGACUGUGUGUGUGUGUGUGUGUGUGACUGCGCUAGUUGGCGGUUUUUGUAAGAGACACCCACACAACAAUGCACUUUUUGUGAAAGGCACACAGCAACACACGGCAGACAUACGACUGACAUGUUUCUUGAUGAUUGAUAUAAUCAUCCGCUCGGGUUCCGUUUGCUGACUGACGUGCGUGUUUCCUCGGGGGUGUGGUUAGAUGUUAGUUCAUGUGACACACGGACUGGAAAGGAACGCGAACAUUGCGAUGAAGCGCAUUCACAC